Messenger RNA from Culicoides brevitarsis, 3038 nucleotides. RefSeq names its product ATP-dependent 6-phosphofructokinase (gene Pfk). Gene Ontology annotation, cellular component: 6-phosphofructokinase complex; cytoplasm. NCBI's taxonomy places the organism in Eukaryota, Metazoa, Arthropoda, Insecta, Diptera, Ceratopogonidae. Gene Ontology annotation, molecular function: fructose-6-phosphate binding; monosaccharide binding; 6-phosphofructokinase activity. The record is from RefSeq and is a predicted model, not a curated record. Bases 520 to 2919 code for a protein of 799 amino acids. Gene Ontology annotation, biological process: fructose 1,6-bisphosphate metabolic process; canonical glycolysis; fructose 6-phosphate metabolic process. The transcript has 7 exons.
UACUGAAAAGUUUGUUCUCUCGCAGCAGCAACUAUCUUCGCAUUUAAAAAUCUUUUUCCAGUCAUCGCGUCAACAUUCAAUCCGUCGACGGGCUGAAAAAAUUCACAAUUUGAUAAGGAAUUAAUCGGGAAGAGUCUUCUCCAUUGUUAUUGUGAACUGAAAGAAAUUUCGGAAGAAGAAGUUGUGUGAGUUUUUCACUUUUCAUCAAAAAAAAAAAAUAUUAUUGAGUAAUAAUUAUUGCAUAAAGUGUCUCGUGUCUCGCUUAUUGUAAAAAGAAAAAAAGUUGAAAAGAGCGAAAGAAAGUGCAACGGAAAAUUUUAUUAUAUCACUAAAGUUGCAUGUGUCGUCGUAAAGUAAUCUUAAGAUAAGAAUUUACUAAAAAAAAAUUAAGCAACAGUGAAGUUUUUUCUGGUUUUUGGGGCUUUUGUAACAUAACAGCUUUAAAAUUUAAGAAAAAAAAAAUAAGUAGUGUGGGGAAAAAAUCUUUUGUUUAAGAAUUUUAACGAAAAAUUUUUCAACAUGUCAGCUCAAGAUAGACUAAUGGCAGACCAAAAGUCGGAUCAAGUGCAGCGCUUCAUCAAAGCUGGCGCCCACAAAGGCAAGGGCAUUGCCGUUUUCACGAGCGGCGGCGAUUCGCAGGGCAUGAAUGCAGCGGUCCGUGCUGUCGUUCGCAUGGGCAUCUACCUGGGAUGCAAGGUAUACUUCAUUCGUGAAGGCUAUCAAGGCAUGGUAGAUGGCGGCGACAACAUCGUUGAAGCUAAUUGGUCCUCCGUCUCGUGCAUUAUUCAUCGCGGCGGAACAGUAAUUGGCUCGGCACGCUGCAUGGACUUCAAGGAACGUUGGGGUCGUUUGAAAGCUGCCCAAAAUUUGGUCGAAAAGGGCAUCACGAAUCUCGUCGUAAUCGGCGGCGAUGGUUCCUUGACAGGCGCCAAUUUGUUCCGUCAAGAAUGGUCAAGCUUGUUGGAUGAGUUGCUCAAGGAAAAUAGAAUCACGCAAGAGCAACGCAACAAGUACAAAAGUUUGCAUAUCGCUGGCAUGGUUGGAUCUAUCGACAACGACUUCUGCGGUACUGAUAUGACAAUCGGAACAGAUUCUGCGUUGCAUCGUAUCAUCGAGGCAAUUGAUGCCAUCGUCAGUACGGCUUAUUCGCAUCAACGUACCUUCAUUAUGGAGGUUAUGGGAAGACAUUGCGGAUACUUAGCUGUAGUUGCGGGAAAUAUUUCAGAAGCUGACUACAUUUUUGUGCCGGAAUCUCCGCCGCCACUCGAUUGGGAACGCAAAUUGUGCGAAAAAUUGAGCACUGAACGUGUUUCGGGUCAACGUUUGAACAUUAUCAUCGUCGCUGAAGGAGCAAUUGAUCGCGAAGGCAACCCAAUUACUGCUGAAGGCAUCAAAGAGGUCGUUGUCAAGAAUUUGCAACAAGAUACGCGCAUCACUGUUUUGGGUCAUGUUCAACGCGGAGGAAAUCCAAGUGCUUUCGAUCGUGUUUUGGGUUGUCGCAUGGGAGCUGAAGCUGUUCUUGCGUUGAUGGAAGCCACUGAAGAUACUGUUCCCUGCGUCGUUUCUUUGGAUGGCAAUCAAGCUGUUCGUGUCCCUUUGAUGGAAUGUGUGCAACGUACGAAAGCAGUUGCUCAAGCGAUGGCAGAGAAGAAAUGGGAUUUGGCUGUUCAGUUGCGUGGGCGUUCAUUCGCACGUAAUUUGGAAACGUACAAGAUGUUGACUCGUUUGAAGCCUCCCAAGGAUGCUUUUGAUGCUGAUGGCAAAGGAAAGGAAGGAUAUCGUUUGGCUGUGAUGCAUAUUGGUGCUCCGGCAUGCGGAAUGAACGCCGCUGUUCGUUCUUUCGUACGUAAUUGCAUCUAUCGUGGCGAUACUGUUUUCGGUAUUCAAGAUGGCAUCGAAGGUCUUGUCGCAGGCAACUUCAAGGAAAUGGGCUGGUCUGAUGUAACGGGAUGGGUUGGACAAGGCGGUGCAUUUUUAGGCACGAAACGCACAUUGCCCGAAGGAAAAUUCAAGGAAAUUGCUGCCCGUUUGAAGGAAUUCAAAAUCCAAGGUUUGUUAAUUGUCGGCGGAUUUGAAGCUUAUCACGCAUGUGGGCAACUCGCGGAUCAACGUUCAAAUUAUGCCGAAUUCUGCAUCCCAUUGGUCGUUAUUCCGUCGACAAUCUCGAAUAACGUUCCGGGUACGGAGUUUUCGCUCGGCGCUGAUACCGGCUUGAACGAAAUUGUCGAGAUUUGCGAUCGUAUUCGUCAAUCGGCGCAAGGUACGAAACGUCGGGUCUUCGUUAUCGAAACGAUGGGCGGUUAUUGCGGCUAUUUGGCUACUUUGUCGGGCAUGGCAGGCGGCGCAGAUGCUGCUUACAUCUUUGAGGAGAAAUUCACGAUCAAAGAUUUGCAAAAUGACGUCUAUCACAUGGCUUCGAAGAUGGCAGAAGGCGUUCAACGUGGCUUGAUUUUGCGCAAUGAGAAAGCCAAUGAGAACUACAACACAGAAUUCAUCUACCGUUUGUAUUCGGAAGAGGGCAAAGGAUUGUUCUCGACACGUAGCAAUGUUCUUGGGCAUACGCAACAAGGCGGGUCUCCAACUCCCUUCGAUCGUAACAUGGGCACGAAAAUGGCUGCCAAAUGCGUCGAAUGGCUCGUCGAUCAACUUAAAAAGAACACACAACCCGAUGGAACUAUCAAGGCAACGAGCGCUGAUUCCGCUUGCUUGCUUGGUCUCGUUCGUCGCCAAUACAAAUUCACCCCGUUGAAGGAACUCAUUGCCGAAACAAACUUCGAGCAACGUAUCCCCAAACAUCAAUGGUGGCUCAAAUUGCGUCCCCUUUUGCGAAUUUUGGCGAAGCACGAUUCGUCGUACGAGGAAGAAGGCAUGUACAUCACGGUCGAAGAAGAGCAACAAAAUGAGACUUCUGUGAUGUAAAGCUCACAAAGUCACGUGCGCAUAUAUAUUUUUGUAUUAGGAACUUCACAGAGAGCUCUUUAAUAAGAAUUAAUUUAUUGUAAAACUGUUGAUAGAUGAAUAAAAUUUACGUAGCGUUA